AUGCCCUUAAAGCCACCUGAGUAUGAUUCUCCCUUUCAAGACCCACAAGUGAAUUUUCGACCCAAGUUCCGCUACUGGCUCCCUGAUGCCAGUGUUCACCACGAUGAAGUCGCUCAAGAUAUUUCGAAUCUUUCCGCGAUUGGCGCUGGCGGAGUGGAAUUCCUGCCAUUCUACUAUUACGGCGGUGUUGGGUUGCAAAGCCCUACUGCUGAUUGGGAUAAAUAUGGCUUUGGAAAGCCUGCCUUUCAGGCACUCUUCAAAGACGCUCUUCGUGUCGCGAAAGCCUCAAAUGUCCUGAUGGACUUUGCGGUCGGUGUUAACCAGGGCCAAGGCGUGCCUUCAGAGCCAUCCACACCCGGCCUUGCCGUACAAUUGCUUGUUGGAAAUGCGUUUAUCACUUCUGGUGAAACCUUUAACGGCCCCGUGCCACCACCUGGACAUCUCAAUAAAGACCUUGCCUCAGGAGCCUAUUUUAUGCUUGAACUUGAGCAGUUUGGUACACCGAAUCUCACAGCUGUGAUCGCAGUAAAAGUGUUUUCAAUAAUCUUGGAUGAACCAUCUGUUGUUGAUCUAACGACUACCGUCAUGGAUGGCCUGUUGACAUGGACACCACCCCCAGGAAACUCCACAUGGAGAAUUUUCACUUUUUGGCAACACUACACGAAUCAGAGGUCGUGCAUAGCAACGCCCGGCGCUGUUGAUUAUAUCGGCAAUGGAUCUUGGAUUGUUGAUCACUUUUGCAAAGAAGGAGCCGCUCGGGUAACCGAUUUUCUGGAUCGGUACGUUAUUUCAGAUGCCGAGACUGAAUCCUUACUCCGCCAAGUGGGAAAUUAUGCGUGGGAAGACAGCAUGGAAAUUCUCGCAUCCCUAUACUGGACGCCAGAUUUCCUUGACAAAUUCGAGAAGGCUCGAGGAUACAGCUUGGUUAAGUAUCUCCCAUUGAUGUUUGGAGCCAAUAAUUCCUUCGGUCAAAAUUUUCCGCCAUAUUCAGAGUUGUACUUGUAUGUGGAGCCCACCGAUAAUGGACUACAUGUUCAGGAUUAUCGAACCACUCUCAACGAGGGAUACCAGGAAUACAUCGCACACUUUCGCAAAUGGAGUCAUUCCAAAGACAUUCAAUAUUCGAAUCAGCCUGCAUAUAAUCUCCCCCUUCAGAUGCUUAGCGACAUUCCUUAUUUUGACGCUCCGGAGGGUGAGUCUUUGGGUUUCUCAAACCUAAUCGACGCGUAUCGUCAAUUCAGUGGACCAGCGCACCUGGCCGGUAUCCGAGUAAUCUCGACCGAACUUGGCGCCGUCUUUUCGGCCUCAUAUUCACAGAAGUUGCCGGACCUGAUUUGGAGCGCCAAAACUGCGUUUGCCGGAGGUCUUACAAUGAUGGUGAUCCACGGAUCACCCUACUCUGGCGACUAUCCCAAUACUACGUGGCCGGGCUAUACCACGUUCUACUACAACUAUUUUGAAAUGUGGAAUAUUAAACCAAUAUAUAUCCUUCAGAAGGGGACCGCAAGGGUUGACCUUGCGUUCUACCCCUACGCGUCGCCUUGGACACACUCAAUACAGUACAAUUCAACCAAUCUUCAAGAUCUUGGCUAUACUUAUGACUACUUAGGCCCGGAUAACCUAUAUUCAGUAAAUGCCAGAGUCCAGGAUCAUGUGUUGGCGGCGGAUGGGCCAGCAUAUAAAGCAUUGAUAUUUUCGAGUGUAACACCCGAAUAUCACGCCACGAACUCCCAGCCAUCGUAA
Molecule: messenger RNA, 1743 nt
Organism: Rhinocladiella mackenziei CBS 650.93
Lineage: Eukaryota; Fungi; Ascomycota; Eurotiomycetes; Chaetothyriales; Herpotrichiellaceae
Exons: 8
Coding region: 1-1743 (580 amino acids)
Source: RefSeq, a predicted model, not a curated record